CAUAAAAUUUCUCAAAAUCAAGAAACGUCCAGCACCAGAUAAAACUCCCAACUUGCAGUACUGUCUCAACGUAUCUGCCGGAGCAGCUAAAAAUCCUUGAGUAUGUGCUUUUCUAUUCAACUUUGGUGAGAAUCAAGAUUUAGCACCAUCCCAUUUGCCAAUGACAUCAUAAGAGUCUCCUUCAUACACUACCUGCUUUUCCUGAAUCAUCAAUCGUUGUUGAAUAUUACUUUCUUCAGUAUAUAUACAUACAUACCUCUAGUCCUUUUAGAUGGCUUCUUGUGCAAAGGCUGCUGAUAAGUUUGCUCCAAAUACGCUACUCUACGAGAUGGCCUCGUUGUUGAAUAUUCUGGGGUUGUGUCUAUGGCUUUUCCUAACCUGCCAAGACUCUAAGAAAGUAGUUUCCCAGAACAUCACUCAGGGCAGUUUGUUUAUUGAUGGCUCGGCCUCAGUUGGGUCGACGGACGCAAACUUCAUUUGUGCUACAUUGGAUUGGUGGCCCCCUGAAAAAUGUGACUAUGGCGGUUGUAGCUGGGGGAAUGCUUCUCUUCUCAAUCUGGAUCUCAGCAACAAGGUUCUGUUAAAUGCAGUCAAAGCCUUUUCUCCCCUGAAAAUUAGACUCGGAGGAACUCUGCAAGAUAAAGUCGUCUACCAAAACGCAGAUGGACCACGAUCAUGCAACGAAUUUGUUAGGAGCAUCGAGAUGUUUGGUUUCACUGAAGGCUGCUUACCCAUGUCAAGAUGGGAUGAACUUAAUAAAUUCUUCACAUUAGCAGGGGCUGAGGUCAUUUUUGGUUUGAAUGCAUUACAUGGAAGAACAAUAGGUCCUGGUAAUAAUGUUAUAGGUCCCUGGAACUCCAGCAAUGCUGAAUCUCUGAUAAGAUAUACUGUCAGCAACAACUAUACCAUCUAUGGCUGGGAACUUGGAAAUGAAUUAAGUGGAAAUGGAAUCGGAGCAAGUGUUGCGGCAGAUCAAUAUGCAUCAGAUGUGAUUCAUCUUCAGAAUAUCGUGCAAGAUGCCUACAAGGACUUCCAGAGUAAGCCACUAGUCCUGGGGCCUGGAGGAUUUUUUGAUGCUGGAUGGUUUUCCCAGUUCAUUAACGAAGCUUCCAACUCUCUUCAAGCUGUUACUCACCACAUUUACAACCUCGGUCCAGGAAGUGAUGAUCACCUGGUUGACAAGAUACUCGAUCCAUCAUACCUUGAUGGUGGCUCGCAGCCAUUCCGUGACCUUCAGCGCGUCCUCAAAACUUCAGGAGCCUCAACAAAAGCAUGGGUUGGUGAAGCAGGAGGGGCAUAUAACAGUGGGCGUAAUCUUGUAACUAAUACAUUUGCCUUCAGCUUCUGGUACUUGGAUCAGCUUGGCAUGGCAUCCUCCUACGACACAAAAACCUACUGCAGACAAACACUGGUUGGCGGAAACUAUGGUCUACUCAACACUACCACAUUUGUCCCUAAUCCUGAUUAUUACAGUGCUCUUCUUUGGCACCGUUUAAUGGGAAGGAAUGUCCUAGCAACAAACUUGACAGCCAUAAAGAACCUACGUGCUUAUGCUCACUGCUCAAAACUUUCUCAUGGAAUAACAGUCCUCUUGAUCAACCUAGAUGCUUACGCGACAGUUCAGGUUGGUCUCUCAGUACAAAAUACCAUCCCCACAAACAGAACCUCGAUAUGGCUGCUGCAUCAACAUUCCAGGCACGGAAAGUUCACAAGGUAUAACCUUGAUAGCAGCAUGAGAAAAGAAUACCACCUAACAGCAAAACACGGCAAUAUACACAGCCAAAUAGUACUCCUUAAUGGAAAAAUACUUUCUGUGGACAGUUCUGGGACUAUCCCUCCCCUAGAACCCAGAACAGGAUACCCCUCAGACCCCAUUACCGUUGCUCCUUUCUCGAUUGUAUUUGCUGACAUCCCCAACAUUCUUGUUCCUGCUUGUAAGUAGGUUUACACGUAUAUAUUCUCGUCUGGUUAAGACCGGCCAUUAUACUAAAUAAGCACUCUGUCAUUAGCUCGA
Messenger RNA from Coffea eugenioides, 2014 nucleotides. RefSeq names its product heparanase-like protein 3. Bases 272 to 1942 code for a protein of 556 amino acids. Gene Ontology annotation, cellular component: plant-type cell wall; membrane. NCBI's taxonomy places the organism in Eukaryota, Viridiplantae, Streptophyta, Magnoliopsida, Gentianales, Rubiaceae. Gene Ontology annotation, molecular function: beta-glucuronidase activity. The record is from RefSeq and is a predicted model, not a curated record. The transcript is spliced from 9 exons.